Messenger RNA from Pteronotus mesoamericanus, 3441 nucleotides. RefSeq names its product calcium/calmodulin dependent protein kinase II delta (gene CAMK2D). Gene Ontology annotation, biological process: protein phosphorylation. Gene Ontology annotation, molecular function: ATP binding; calmodulin binding; calcium/calmodulin-dependent protein kinase activity. NCBI's taxonomy places the organism in Eukaryota, Metazoa, Chordata, Mammalia, Chiroptera, Mormoopidae. Bases 307 to 1845 code for a protein of 512 amino acids. The record is from RefSeq and is a predicted model, not a curated record. The transcript has 20 exons.
GCCCCGAGCCUCCGCCCCGGCUCGCUUCCUCCGCCCCGCCCGCCGGCCCGCGGAUCUUUCGCAGCUGCUGGCUGCUCGCGGCUCGCCCGCGCCGGCUGUUUGCCAUUUCCCGGCCCCUGUUCCUGAGCGCUCUGCCCCUGCGUGCGGGAGGGAGGCUGGAAGAGAGCCGUGCGGCGUCCAGAGGGGCAGCCGGGCCGAGCGCAGGAGGAGGCGCCCUCUGCGGUCACCGCCGCCCCGCGCGAUCCCCGCGGCCGGCCACUCUCGGACGCGGACGGCGAGCGGGCCCGGGGACGGCCCGACCCCAGGAUGGCCUCCACCACCACCUGCACCCGGUUCACGGACGAGUACCAGCUCUUCGAGGAGCUCGGAAAGGGGGCUUUUUCGGUGGUGAGGAGAUGUAUGAAAAUCCCUACUGGUCAAGAAUAUGCUGCCAAAAUCAUCAACACCAAGAAGCUUUCUGCCAGGGAUCAUCAGAAACUGGAAAGGGAAGCUAGAAUCUGCCGUCUUCUGAAGCACCCCAAUAUUGUGCGGCUCCACGACAGCAUAUCAGAAGAGGGCUUCCACUACUUGGUGUUCGACUUAGUUACUGGGGGCGAACUGUUUGAAGACAUUGUGGCGAGAGAAUACUACAGCGAGGCUGACGCCAGCCAUUGUAUACAGCAGAUUCUAGAGAGUGUAAACCAUUGUCACCUCAACGGCAUAGUUCACAGGGACCUGAAGCCUGAGAAUUUGCUUUUAGCUAGCAAAUCCAAGGGAGCGGCUGUGAAACUGGCGGACUUCGGCCUGGCCAUCGAAGUCCAAGGGGACCAGCAGGCAUGGUUCGGGUUCGCGGGCACGCCCGGCUACCUCUCCCCCGAGGUCUUACGGAAGGACCCCUAUGGGAAGCCAGUGGACAUGUGGGCCUGCGGCGUCAUCCUGUACAUCCUGCUGGUGGGCUACCCCCCGUUCUGGGACGAAGACCAGCACCGGCUCUACCAGCAGAUCAAGGCCGGCGCGUACGACUUUCCGUCCCCAGAGUGGGACACGGUGACUCCUGAAGCCAAAGACCUGAUCAACAAGAUGCUGACCAUCAACCCCGCCAAGCGCAUCACAGCCUCCGAGGCGCUCAAGCACCCCUGGAUCUGCCAACGCUCCACGGUGGCGUCCAUGAUGCACAGGCAGGAGACGGUGGACUGCCUGAAGAAGUUCAACGCCCGCAGGAAGCUAAAGGGCGCCAUCCUGACCACGAUGCUGGCCACGAGGAAUUUCUCAGCAGCCAAGAGUUUGCUGAAGAAGCCGGACGGCGUGAAGAUAAACAACAAAGCCAACGUGGUAACUAGCCCCAAAGAAAAUGCCCCUCCCCCGGCGCUGGAGCCCCAAACUACUGUAAUCCACAACCCCGACGGAAACAAGGAGUCCACGGAGAGUUCCAACACCACGAUCGAGGACGAGGACGUGAAAGCACGGAAGCAAGAGAUCAUCAAAGUCACCGAGCAGCUGAUCGAAGCCAUCAACAACGGAGACUUCGAAGCGUACACAAAAAUCUGUGACCCAGGCCUUACGGCUUUUGAACCUGAAGCUUUGGGCAAUUUAGUGGAAGGAAUGGACUUUCAUCGAUUCUACUUUGAAAAUGCGCUGUCCAAGAGCAGCAAGCCGGUGCACACCAUCAUCCUGAACCCGCACGUGCACCUGGUGGGCGAGGACGCCGCCUGCAUCGCCUACGUGCGGCUCACGCAGUACCUGGACGGCGGCGGCCUGCCCAGGACCAUGCAGUCCGAGGAGACCCGCGUGUGGCACCGCCGCGACGGCAAGUGGCAGAACGUGCACUUCCACCGCUCGGGGUCGCCCACGGUGCCCACCAACUAAGUGUCCACAGGGCCACGUCGGCACCGUGCCUCCAGGCCCCGGGACGGGACCGGGCCACCCCGCCUGCGGGAGGGCGUGAGGCGUGAAGGCCGGACCUGGUGCCCGCGGGACGCGCGUCUCGCCUCGCCGUCACCCUCCUGUCCGCGUUCACGCCUCACCGCGGAGCGAGCGCCGUGCAGGCCGCGGGGGCCGCCCAGGCCGCGACCCCCCAGCCUGCCCCUCUCUGCUGUCGAUGCCAAGAUUGGACAGACUCCCGUGGCUGUUCUCCUGAGGACGGCAUGUAAGGAAAGUGUAAAUUUUUAAAAACUCUUCGCUAUUAAUCUGUGUUGGCUUGUUUAACAAUAAGGGCAACGGCGCGUUCUGCUUCCUGGCGUGACCCCGGCUGAGGCAGCGUUGGACCUGAAUGCGCAGCCGCCAGAGCGGCCGCGGGAGCCGCCGCAUUCGGGCCUCACUGCAGGCGGAAAGCUCGCGUCACGCCCGAGUGCGAUCGCUUGCGGGUGCUGGUUCUGCGCUGGGGAGCACUUGGGACUGAGUUUUGUGUCUCUCAAGCCUGCUGUUUUCUUCAUUUUACCCCAUUUUUUCCUAGCUUUUUCCCCAUUCUCCUCUUUACUUUUCUCCUGUCCGAUCGUGAGGGGGAAGGGUGCCGCCCGCGUGAUGAAGCGGAGUAAGCGGCCGCCGGCCCGCGGUUCGAGCGCGCCCUUCGGCCGCUCGGUCGGGGCUGCGCAGGGCUUCCCUUCACCGGGAGCCGGGAGCACACAGGGCCCGCGGUGGGGAUCGGUGGCGGCCGAGGCCCCGUCCCGUGACGGGCUUGUGCCGCAGCCACCGGGGCCGGGCGCCCGCACACGGCCGCGUUUCUGGAGCGAGAGGGGCCACGGGCAUCUCCACGCCCUGCCCCGUGUCUGAACUUAAGUGUUGUGACGUGUGCUUCUCAGCGUCUCCUUUUGUCCGAGCAACAGCGCGUCCCCGAGAGGAGUUGGGGUUCCCCAGUUCCCGGGAAAGCCGGGGAGUGCUGGGGCCCUGCCGUGUCUGCGCCCCUGGGCCCCCCGCUGCUCCCACGGCGACGCGCGCCCCCAAGCCUGCGCUGACGGCAGAAACGACACGCGCGCGUCCCUGCCCUCCCGUUGCACCUCCUGUGUUCACGGCGCAUCACUUAGGUAUCGUUGCUAGUGGAUGUACGGUAGACAGAUUGAAGCUUUUCUGAUAAUUGCUACAUGAUUUAAAACAAUACAUAUUUAAACUAAACAUAUACAGUAAAUGUAUUGAGCCAUGUUGACCUGCCAAUGAAAUCUGUGAAGUAACAGCCUCCUUUCUCCUUGUUAAUUUCUUUCACUUUUCUGUGAAAUGGCUGCACGUGGCGUACAUGUGUUUAAACAAUAGGCGUCCCGUGGUUGUCUGGCACUCGGAACCGAGCCUGUCGUGUUGACGGGUCGCCGUGGCCCUGCCCACCCCGCACCGAGGUGCCGGCUACGCGCUCGCUCCCCGCGGCGGGGUUCACGUCCGUCACCUUCUGCAGUUCACCACGGGACACUGUACAUAUUUCUUGCCAUAAUGGUAAAUGACUGAUUGAUAUAUUUAAGAGUUAAUAAAUUUGUGAUU